AGAAACGAGCACUGCACACUUUGACAGUUUGCCUUGCUAUGAAUUGACAGCAGAGAGCGCAAUACAAACAUUUCGUUGUGAAAUUCAGUCGAUUCGGAGCGGAACUUGGAUUCGGAAUGUUUGUCGGCUUUUAAAUUGACUGCGAAUUUAAAUUUUUAAAUCACUUUUCACUAAACUCGGUUGAACCAUUCGAAAUAUUGAAAAUUCAUGUCGUGAAAAUGUCCAAACACAAACCAUGUCAUCCACUGAAGCACCGAUGAAGCGAAAACUGGGCUCGACGGAAAAAACACCGGUAACUGUAUUACAAGAAUUGUGCGUGCAAGAAAAUGAGCUUGUGGUAUUCGAAUAUGUUCCGCAUGAAACCGAUUCGACAAUGUUUUCCUGCCUCGUAGCCGCUUUUGAUUUGGUUUCUAGCGGCUCGGGCCGAUCGAAAAAAGAAGCAAAACAUGAAGCCAGUGAACAUCUAAUGGCUCAGCUAGCAAAAAUGGAUCGAUUCAAACAGAAGCUGCAAAAAGUGCCAGAAACACCGCGUCCAAUAUCGGACAGUGAUGCAAUCGCAGUUUUGCUUGAAAUUUGUGUGCAACGAAAUUUUCCAAUGCCAACGUUUGAAUUGAUGCAAUCAGGUGGCGAACCACAUCCCCCGAUGUUUACUUACGUCUGUCAAGUGUCGAAAAUCAAGCGCACCGGCACAUUUUCAACCAAAAAGGGUGCCAGACAAAUUGCUGCCCGUGAAGUGCUUGAGAUCGUGCAAAAUUGUGUACAAAACGAGGAAAAAAAACUAAUUGCCACCAUCGAUGCGGAACCACCAGAGAAAGUAUUCCGUGCAUAUCGUGAGCUCAAAGAAAUUCCGGCUAAACCAAAGGCCCAUCGAUUGCGUGACCGACACAAUUUCUUCCUACGUUUACCUGAAGCCGAUCGUAAUGCUGCUAAAAAGAUUUUGAUGGAUGAUUUUUCUGUUAUCUACGGCACGGCCAAGGACCGUGUUGGCCUGGUAUGCUCUGCCCUCAAACAUGAAUACAAAGUCAUCGAUAUUCCGAACCAUCGACAACAGUUCAAGGCUUUCUAUUUACUUGACGAUUAUGACUGUCUUAUCACGGCCAAAGAAGAAGACUUGUACGACCGCGUCAUUGCUUACCUCAAAACGAUGCUAGAUCUUCAAUAGUUAUAAGUGAAAUUGUCUCGAAAAAUGUUAUUAUUGACCAAAUUCUGUAAAUUUUGAUAUCAAUAUUACGCGUUCAAAUCUAGAAUUUUCAUUCCAGUUCAGUUCAGUUGUUUCCAUCGUUUUGGAAUAUUCAUAUAUUUCGUAUUUUACAUAUAGUUUCGCAUAUGUAGUUAUACUAUUCAAAUAAAUAUGUUUUUUAUUGGAAAAUCCUACAUACA
Molecule: messenger RNA, 1380 nt
Organism: Sitodiplosis mosellana (orange wheat blossom midge)
Lineage: Eukaryota; Metazoa; Arthropoda; Insecta; Diptera; Cecidomyiidae
Exons: 3
Coding region: 236-1162 (308 amino acids)
Source: RefSeq, a predicted model, not a curated record